Messenger RNA from Balaenoptera acutorostrata (minke whale), 1075 nucleotides. RefSeq names its product platelet factor 4. The transcript is spliced from 3 exons. Gene Ontology annotation, biological process: antimicrobial humoral immune response mediated by antimicrobial peptide; neutrophil chemotaxis; inflammatory response. Gene Ontology annotation, cellular component: extracellular region. Gene Ontology annotation, molecular function: chemokine activity; CXCR chemokine receptor binding. The record is from RefSeq and is a predicted model, not a curated record. The coding region runs from base 128 to 469 and encodes 113 amino acids. NCBI's taxonomy places the organism in Eukaryota, Metazoa, Chordata, Mammalia, Artiodactyla, Balaenopteridae.
CAGGCUUCCGACGAAGUUGACCCACCGCGGGUAUAAAACGGCCUGAGAGUCUCGGGAACCACCGGUCUGCGGAGCGCCGGCCCGGGCUGCCCCCUGCGCUCGCGGAUCCUGCUGGCAUCUCUGCGACAUGAGCCUGGCAGCGGGCGCCCGCGCCCCCGGGCCGCGGCCCAGCCCCGGGCUGCUGCUGCUGCUGCUAGCCGUCGCUCUCGCCCAAGAGUCGUCACUCCCCACUGUCGCCGCCCCACCCGCAGCAGACUCUGAAGGUGGAGCUGGAGACCUGGGCUGCGUGUGUGUGAAGACCACCUCUGUGGUCCGUGCCCGGCGCAUCUCCAGCCUGGAGGUGAUCGGGGCUGGACUCCACUGCCCCAGCCCCCAGCUGAUAGCUACGCUGAAGGACGGGAGGAAAAUUUGCCUGGACCCGCAGAAUCCUCUGUAUAAGAAAAUAAUCAGGAAACUUUUGAAGACUUAGCUCUUAAAUCUGUACUUUUGAAGAGUCGGCUGCCUAAAUCUGUACUUUUGCUAUAUAAAGUGUUUCUUCUUCUUCUUUUUUUUUUUCGUUUUCAAUCUAACUGUGGAAAAAUCAUCUGAUGAUUUUAUUAUCCUUGAAAUUCUACAUAAACAAAAUAAAUCAAGUUGUGGUAUAGUCAAUAUUUAUUAAUAGAGGAAAGAAAUAAUGUUGACAUAUCACAAUUUCAUAUAAGGAAAAAUCUCCAGAAUUUUAAGCAAAAAUAUAUUUUGAAAGAAGGUUUGGUUCAAUAAAGACUGGUUUUACUUGGUGUUGUAUGUUGGCUGAUAUAUAUUUGCAUAUUUCCAUGAUUAUAUUACUUAAUAACUACUUAUUUACAUAAUAAUGUCAUGAUUAGCUUUGCCAAUAAAUAUUAAUUGCACUUAAGUUUUCUGGGCUGCUUUUUAAAAAAAAAUUAAUAAAGCAGACUCUGCUUUUAUCCCCUUAAGAUUUAUACUUUAUCCCAGUAUAGAAAAUUAAUAAAAAUGAAACUAGAAUUCUCUACUACUUAGUGGAAAUAUACUGAUACUUUCCAGAACAUUACAUUAAAAUAUUGUACUCUUUAUUGAU